AUGACAAGCCAUAAUGUGGGAGAGUUACCGGGGGGUGAAGCAUCUCGUAAACCGCAGUACCGAUUGGAGAUACUGGUGUCAGACCCUCAGAAGCGCUACGGCGACCAGACAUCAACUUCAUCAUACGUGAGUUAUCAGAUUUCUACUAAGACUGAUAAUCCAGCUUAUCUCAAAAACCAUAAAAGUGACGAUGAGAUUAUCGUGGUUCAUCGAAGGUACAGCGACCUAUUACUACUUUACAACAUUUUACUCAAUGAUCACCCUACGUGCAUUAUCCCUCCCUUACCAGAUAAGAAAGUAUUUCAAUACAUUGCUGGUGAUAGAUUCAGCCAAAGCUUUACGCAAAAGAGAUGUCACAGUUUACAAAAUUUCUUAAGGCGAGUGGCUAAUCAUCCAGUCUUAUCCAAUUCGAGUGUUUUAAUGGUUUUCCUUGUGAGUAACGACUGGGAUGCUUAUCGCAAGAGUUUGUCGGGACAUUUGCAAACAAAUAAAGAGGAGGUGACAGAUGCCUUUAUGAAUGCUUUCAAAACAGUACACAAACAGAGUGACGAAUUCGUAGAGAUUAAGGAGAAAAGUGAUAAAUUAGAUCAUAACGUUGCUAAAAUUGAUAAGAUUUUCCACAGAGUUGUUAAGAAAAAUGAUAGUAUAUCUGAAGACUAUGCAACAUUGGGUGCAAAUUUACAAGAUUUACAAGAGCUAUGCAGUGGUGAAAAUGAAGAUUUAGCGAAAAAAGCCAAGGUUUUCAACGAGGGUAUUACACAACUUUCAUAUGGGUUCCGUGAUUUGAGCAAAUACUUAGCAUAUGAAUAUAUUGUGGAUUUAAAGGAUUUAGAGCAUUAUAUCGAUAGUAUGGGCCAACUAAUAAAACUGAAGGAUCAAAAGCAGAUUGAUUACGAAGAACUGAGUGAGUAUUUAACUAAGUCUGUUAAUGAAAAAAACAAUUUGAUAUCUGGUUAUGGUGGUUCGAAUUUUUUCACUAAUAAAUUAGAGGAGCUUGCCGGUAUCAAUCAGGAGGCAGCACGUCGAGAAAAAAUAGACAAACUGGAGGGUAAAAUCAAUUCCUUAUCAGGAGAAUUAGAAUCUGCCAAGAAAAUUGCAGAUGCAUUUGAACAAGAAACGUUGAGAGAAGUGGCGUUGUUCGAAGAGCUAAAAACCAAAGAGUUAAAGGAUUCUUUGGGAAGUCUCGCGGACCAUCACAUAGAGUUUUACCAAAAGAUGCUAGACGCUUGGGUUAAAGUCGACGAGAGUUUAUAA
Molecule: messenger RNA, 1254 nt
Organism: Zygosaccharomyces rouxii
Lineage: Eukaryota; Fungi; Ascomycota; Saccharomycetes; Saccharomycetales; Saccharomycetaceae
Gene: SNX4
Product: Snx4p
Exons: 1
Coding region: 1-1254 (417 amino acids)
Biological process (GO): cytoplasm to vacuole targeting by the Cvt pathway; autophagy
Cellular component (GO): phagophore assembly site
Molecular function (GO): phosphatidylinositol binding
Source: RefSeq, a predicted model, not a curated record